Messenger RNA from Trichobilharzia szidati, 5278 nucleotides. The record is from the annotation of a GenBank genome assembly. NCBI's taxonomy places the organism in Eukaryota, Metazoa, Platyhelminthes, Trematoda, Strigeidida, Schistosomatidae.
ACAGCAUUUAAUAUUUUCAAGGUCGUUGCUUGUUGACCUAUCGUGUGUGAUGUCUCAUUUAUUUUGCUCGAAGUUAACUGUAGAGUCUUACUAUGAAAGGAGGUCUUAAGAGUGUUGUAGCUCUGGAUCGGUUCUGUAGGGUACUCGAAGAACUUAGCAACAAAGAAAACUUACUUGGAAAGAGAGUGUUUUUAUGUCGUUGGUCUCGCGUUGAUACUUUUUCCUUGAUGAUGGGCAUGGUAUCAAUUCUAUUGAUUGCAAUUUCAUCGGCUUCAUACAUAAAUUUUUCAGGGUAUGUUUGACUUCUGGGUUGUUUAUCUUAAUAAUUGAUUCGCAGCUAUUCAUGGUUUUCUCUCGUUGGAGAUACCAUAUUUGUCCUAUGUUCAAAUUUCGUUUUCUUUAUCACCAUUUUUAUAAACCACAAAAGGGUUUAUUCAUUUCGUACGAGAUAUAAAAUUCUUUUGAAUUCAACUGUUGGUUACAUCAGUAAGUACGUUCACAUUAUAAUCCAUUUACAGGAAGUCUGGAUCCUGAAACCCUUUGCUACUCCUCGAACAUUUCUGGGAAUCAAAUUGUCGGUUUAGAUGCUCACAUCACUAUCCGUGAUGCGAAACUUGUAGUUUUGCCUGCCAUCUUACUGGUUCCUGGUGAUGUCAUCCUUAUCAAACCGGGUCAGACUAUAUUCGCUUUCUGCAAGCAGUUAAAUUCAAAUGAAGUACCUGUGACAUUAUUUGUUGACGUUUGAUUGUAGAAUUCUCGUGUGUUUAUACCUGGUGAUAUUUUUGUUCCACGGAAACUCAGCUGUAAUCUCUCACCUACUUUAACUGCCUCUGCUGAAGAAUCAGACAAACCUAUGAUGGCUAUUGUCACACGUUCUCCACUGACUUCAUACCUUGAAAUUGCUUUAAGUUCAAACAAGAAAAAGAAAUGCACCCCGCAACCCCUUUCUUGCAAAGUUCUGCACAGUGCUGUUGCAGUCUCCGUGAUCAUCAAUAUUACUAUCACUUUUUCGUUUCUCAUUUCAACGUUUAUUAUAUUUUGCUUUCAUGAUAUCCGUGAACCAGGCUUUCGAAUAGUAAUGUGGUUUAUCCGUACACUUGGAGUCCUUACCACUUCUUCGUCAAGUUUUUUCUUCUGCUUAAUAUGGAUGAUUGCUAUUUCCAUUUCUACACUUCGAUUUCAACAUGUGCUCUCAAACUUUCAGAAUCUACUUCAGUCAUUUGAUAGCGACGAGGUUAGUUGUUUGUAUUCAAUUGAUCAGCCUAAAGUAUCCUGCAUUUCCCAUCGAAAUUCGUCGAAUUCCAGCCCAGUUAUUGCCAGUUUUCGUUCAUUUUGCUCCAUGUUCUGUCUUCAGACAUUUGUCGACCUGGAGAAUAUUUUACUUACUUUGGGUACACUGAGUUCUGUGUGCUGUGUCAAUCAAGAAGGUGUUAUAAGUCAGCCUCUGCCAACACCUGAAAAAGUGUUCUUUUUCCACAGACGCCAUCAUCACCAUCAUUUUCAAGAAAACUACAGCACAUAUAAGUCGCAAACUCCAAUUUCCAAACGAAAUUUAACUGAGCAAGGCUAUUCAUGUCAGCAGUGUUCCAGGUCUGAUCAGUUUAAUACGCCAACUUUUCCGCGUACAGCCAAACACUGUGAUGAUCCGUGUCAAAGGGAGAUCAACAAUGUCAAAAAUUUAGUUCAUAAAAACGCUGAUGAUCCUGGUGAAACUCCUUCCUUCCAAAGAAAUUCCUCUCUCCAGCUGAGCAAUAACGUCAUGCCAGUGGUUCUAAACUUCCGAACUGAUUUCCGUCAUCCUUCUGGAUCGCAUUUUGAAAAGCCACGUUGGGAUCGUUUCAUAUCGUCGCUUAAGCCUAUUGGUUUGUCAAUUCUUCUCAACAACUGUCAUUCUUCUGUUAAAAAGCAGCGUCUUGGUUUCUUUGACAGUGUAAAUGCAAUGCAAAAGUAUUUCAUUUCAUCAUCCUGCAUCAGUUCGUUACCUCUUUCCUUCUGUUUGUGUGGUCUUGCUAGUCAGAUAGGAUUUCGUGAUGGAGCUGUAAAUGGUUUUAUGGCUGACGGAUGUCUUGGAGUUUAUUCAUUUUGUUCAACUGCACAUGUUACUGAUAGCGAAAGCUCUGAUGAUAACGCUUCACAUAGUGGAGGCAUAAAUGACAAUCGAAUUCAUUUGGGACAUUGUUUCAGUGCCGUUUUUUCUAAUAUGAACACAGAAAACAGUUAUCAGUUGCUCUCUCAAGGCACCGGUGAUAUCCUAGUCAGUUUGUGUUCUGACAUCUGGGAUGGACGUGAUAUCGUACCAUUGUCGGAAAGUGAACGUGAACUUAUCUUGGGAUUCCAUAAUCGCCACCUGUCAUCUGCAUACUGUAUUGGAUUCGCGUAUUCACCUUUGGUCGAUAAAGCUAGUGAAUCAUAUAAAUCUUUGUUGAAUAACCUUUCUGAUUCGAAAGACAUUCUAAUGCUUCGUUUGCCAGGAUCGGAAAACAUUUCACCACUGUUACAAAGAAGUCCCGCCACAUGCACAAAUUUUGAUAAUGUAAAUCGAGGUUUGCUUUCACUAUCUCAUGAUGUUGGCAGUAAUGAGGACAACCAUAAUGGCGUUACUCCCAGCGAAAUUCCCAUAAAAUUCCAAAAUAUAAAGAAGUCAAGUCAACGAGACGUCAACAGUUACCCAAAAGUCAUCAAUAAAAUGAGAAAGGCCAGUCUGUAUUCUAAUUCAAACUUUAAGAAGUUAAAUACAAACCAAAAAAGAUCUCAGUCUACAGGUGAUAAGGACUUUACUUCUUUUCUGGCUAAACGGAAUAUUUCGGAUAAUCAUGAAAAGAUUAAACUCAACCCAAUUAACAUGGAUGUCAAUGAUUGCUUCGACGAAUAUCGUACUGAUUCAAUUGCAAAUGAACUUCCUAGGACAAAAUGUGUUCCGGAGGGUGAUAUCUACUGCGAAACCAGUGAUGCAAACAAUGAAGAAAAAGAUGAUUUGUACAUCGAUCCAGAAGAAGUGAGAAGCAUACUGAACAAUCAAAUAUUUCUAGGUUUAAUAAGUAUGCAGUAUCAAGCGAAUCCACAAGUUGUCAAAACUAUUAAACAACUGCAUCAAGCUUGCAUUCGAUUUGUGCAUUUCUCUCGAGAAAAUGAACUUCGAAGUCGAGUGUUUGCGGAACGUCUUGGUUUAGAAUGUGGUUGGAAUUGCCAUAUAUCACUUAGAAGUCCUGACUGUCAUAGUGAUUAUAAAUCAUCUUAUCAAACCAAAGAACGCAGAAGUAAUCGCAUUUCAAUUGUAACUAAUGAGUUUGUUUCCAGUAGAAAGAAAUCUGCUAGUGCUCGUCCGUUAAUUCGAUCUGCAAGUCUUCCUUCACUAUCGACGUCACAUUCCUUGAGUUCAACGAACAAAUUUAUAUCUGCUUCUGACCAUAAUCUCCGUCAAUCUAAUGACAACAAGAAAAAUAUGUAUUUCAAGCCAACAUCUACACAACCGAAAUUUUCACAGGGAAAUGCCACAAUUCAAGCACGAGAACUACAUUUAAAAAUUCCUCAUAUUGAUGAUACUACUAAUAAUAAUUCUAGUCGUUCACUGUCAUUCACUGACCCACCACAAUUUGAUAUGCGAAAAAAUGACACAAAAGAAUCAUUCUCUGAAUUUUGUCUGUCUUCUUCGUCGAGUACGUCUACUAGUUCUGUAUCACAGUCAGCAGUGGAACAAAGUGAUACUUCACAAGACAGGACAAUGUCAGAGAUGUUAACAGCAAACAAAUCUCGUCUACCGUGUGGCAUUGAAAGUAUUCGCCCGCAUUUGGAAAAUAUUGAUAACGUGCCUUUACAGGUGUCGUUGUUUACAGAUUGUUCACCUAAAGCUAUUGGUGAAAUGGUGAAAAUAAUGAAAGAAUACGGAGAUACUGUUUGCUUAGUUGGAAGUUGUUAUUCACUUACUAAUUAUGCACUAUUCCUUCAAAGUGAUGUCGCUAUAGCUGUUAAACCUAUUUUACCAUAUUCAACAUGUGAAUUUGCGAAAAAUGGAAUGGACUGCCGGAAACAAAACGAUUUCCAGCUGAAUGAAUCUGAAUGUGCAAAUAGUCAUCUUAUUGAUACCAAUCAAAAAGAUUGUUCUUUUCGUGUGAAUAUGUUCGAUAUUGCUGCACGUCUCAUGCAUUUAGUUACACCCUGUCUACUGGAUAUGGAGAAAGAAGGAUUUCGUGUUUACGAUCUUAUAGUUGAGGCUCAUGCCAGCGUCAACAACCUCUAUCAUUGUUUAAUAUUCAGUUGUACAACACCACUAUCCGUUGGCUUACUACAGUUAUUGUUAUUCAUUGUUGGUUUACCUACACGACCUGUUAUGAUUUCGGAUGUUCAGAUGAAUUCUGGUCAGAAUGAGUUAAUCUGGCUGCCUGCAGAUCCAUUUCGAUCUUAUCUACUCGGUUCCAGGGAAAUAUUUAAUAAUUUAAGCAGAUUUGAUACAUAUACCAAUAUCAAUUUAUUACACUAUAAUAGAAAUUGUGAUUUGGAACCACUUUUCAGUAUUGGCCAACUGUUUUGGCUUCUUUUCGUUGUCAUCCCAGCCUUAACCUUAUCAUUAAUAGACAGGCGCAUUGAACGAAACCAACCUCUACGCGAACCACCAAUUAAGCGUAAUAAAUUGUUCACUAAGAAGAGGUGUGUACGUUUCGCUUUGGUUACUUGUUCCCGUUUCAUACCGUCAGUAUUAAUAUGUGUCUUAUGUGAAGUUGGUCACUUCCUAUGGACUCAACAAUUUAAUGAUUGUCAAACAUCAUUUCAAAGUAUAUAUGCAAAUAGAUCGGACACUGGGAAUGUAUUCAUUAUGAAUUCAAGUACAUCUAGUAAUCAAAUUUCAGUGUCAUCUAUGUAUGAUGUUCAGACGUCAUGUCUAUCAAACUUGUCUUUGUUAAUAUACAGUGUAAAAGAUUUAAUUUUCUACCAGUUUAUUACAUAUGUAGUCAUUAUAUCAUUUUCUUACGCUAAUUACGGCCAAAGACUAUGGCAAUUUCGAUAUUGUACAAAUCCUUCAUGGUGUAUUGUCUCUAGCCUAAUCUUUAUUUCGCACACGCUUUAUGUGAUAAUACGUUUCUGCAUCUUAACUUCCUCGUCCAAGUUAACCAGUUGGCAGGUUUUAUCACCGGCUGUCUUGGCUUUUGGAUUUAUUUGGGGCAUUUUGUUAGUGUUUAUCAAUGAAUUUGUAUCAUGGAAAGAGAGCAAAGCCAUCUUCACUGAACAUCGCCUUUCUCGACUUUACUUCAAUACAAAGUUGGGCAUGUAUUCACCAGUUUGA